GCAUAUGUUAAAGGCCAAAAUAAGCAUAACCGCGACUUAACAUAACAUAAUACGCUCCUCUAAAUGCAAAACAAUGAAGAUAAAUAAGACCCAAAACGACAGCAAAACACACGCAAAAUAAAUAAUUUCUGCAUUUUGGCCUGUCGGUUAGCCGUGGUGGGGGCAGCCAGUGCCAGUGGCAUAAAAUGGAAGACAACGCCAACAUGUGUAAGAAUGUCAAGCUUGCGGCCGAGCCUGUUGUUGUCGUCACCGAAGCAACCGCAGUCGCAGUGGCAUCCGCAACGAAUGCAUCCACAAACAGUGGCAAGGGUGUGCAAUGCAAGCUGGCGCCAGUUGCCAGCGCCGCUGAGCCCGAGGAGCUGCUCGGUUCGGUUACCACACAGAAUUGCCCGGGCACCCGGGCGAGCGCGCGUGUCAUACAAAAGAUGAAACUAGAUCUGACGCGUCCGAUGACGCCGCCACCGGCGGAGCGUGAGCACGCCAAGAAGGAGGAAAAGAUCACCCAGAAGACGCCGUCUCAGAUGCGCGCCGCCAACAAAACGACUUGGACAAAUCUGGAACGCAAUUGUUUCUUUGAUGCGCUCAACGAAUUUGGCAAGGAUUUCGAGGCAGUGGCCAACUGCAUCAAUGCCAAGCUGAAGCGACGCAACACAAGCACCGAUUACAGCUUCAAGACAAAGGACCAAGUGCGCCAGCAUUACUAUCAAACAUAUCACAAGAUUGGCAAAUAUGUUCGCUUCACGGAUGAGCUUAAGAAGCUUGCCCAGGAGCUGUACACGCUAAUUAACUAUGGUGAAAUGAGGCGCAAGCUGCAGUUUCUCUCUGAGAAGCAUUUCAUGAAACUGAAGCAGCUCAUUUAUCAGGGUCACAUCACCGUGCGCUGCAAGGGCAAGAAUAUACGCAUCAAGACGCCCUCCUGCAAGGCGCUGCGUCGUCUCAAUCAGCUGGAUGAUACGUUGGAGGACAUACGCUUGCCCAGUAAAAUUGAGGUGCUCGUGAAUCCGGCGAACAUCGAGGCGUUCGGUCGCGUUCAGGCGCUGGCACAGAACCCACGCAGUCGCGUCAUUGUACCGCUGCACAAGAAGCUCAUCAGCUUUAUUAAAACGUUUCAGUACAAAUGGCGCAGCGCUGACGCUAGGCUUGCGGAGGAGCAGCUGCUGCCGCCCAGUGGCACUGCCGCCGGCAGCACAGACCCGCCCGAGCCCUUAACGGAGCCGUUGGUUUGCUUUUUACCCAAGCCCGGCGUGCCCAUACAUCGUCCGCUGCUCAGCAUUACGGCGUAUUUGAGCAGCGUUAACAUAUGCCUGACCGCCUACGAGGAGCGUCUGGGCGUCAAGGUGCACAGCGAGACGCUGAACAGCGCAGCAGCCGCGGCCGCUGCCAGCGCCAAGCGUGCGCGAACGGAGAGCGGCUCAGAGAAGCGUUCGCCCGAAGCCAAAAAACUCAAGCCUCUAACCAGUUCGGCUCAGGAGAAGCCUUUGGAUGAACUGACAGAGGCCAGCAAUAAUGUAAAGGUGGAGAGCAACAGCGGCGACGAGAUUAGCGAGGAGAUCAAUGAGCUGCUCAGUCUGAAAACCGAGGGCGAGACACUCGAGCAAACUGCCAGCACAAGCAGCGCCAGCAGCAAUCCCACAACAAGCGCUGCUCCACCGCCGCCCGCACCGGCCCCAGCAUCCGCACCAGCUCCAGCUCCAGCCCCAACACGUGCCAAACGAAGCGACGGCUUCGGUGCGGGGGGUGGAAAAGGCGCCAAGGCUGCUGCAGCUCGCAACUUUAAGCCGCUGCUCAGCGAUGAUGUGAUCAAGCGCAUACGCAAGGGCUGGACGAUAUCGAAUUCAGCGGAUAUAACCAUUGGCGAUUUGUAUGUGGUGCUGGGUCAGGACUCCAAGCUGGAGCUAGAGUAUUAUUGGUGUGAACUGGAGCAGAUUGCGCCGAGCGGCGCCACAGCCGCCAAUACAACGAGCACAGCGUCGUCGUCGUCGUCCUCCUCCUCCUCCUCAUCAUCAACAUCGCUGCCCUACAAUACCAAUGACUGUGAUAGCGUGGAACGCGUUAAGGCGAUCACAACGGCCACGGUUAGCAAUAAGCUGAAGCACCUGCUCCUGGUUGCCAAUCUCAGCGAGCGUGUGCGCAAACGUCAAUGCAAUUGUGGCCACAGUUGCGAUCGCAAACGCGAUUUAAUCACCAAGGCGCAAUGGCUUAGCAAUCUGGCGAGCGCCGGUACGGCAACUGGCGCUGGACCCUCAUCAGCGACUGCAACAUCAACGGAUGGCAAUGAGGUCAUCUUUCGCACGCCCAUGCUGCCAAUACGCAGGCCCAUGGUCAAUGUUAUUGAUCCAGUGCGCCAAUUGACCAAGCUCACUCGCCAGAAGAUGUCACGUCAGGUUCUGGUGCAGCGUUGCCUCUUGCCGCCAUCUUCAGUAGCCCAACCAUACGAUCUGCUCAGCCUGCGCAAUCUGCAAAACGGUCUCUUUGAGCCCAUCGAACGCGUCAGCAGCAGCAGUGGAAUAAGUACUCUAUUGUCCAAACUUGGGUCCAAUAGCGGCGUCAGUCAGCGUCAGCAGCAGCCCGGAGUCGAAGAUCACAGCAGCAGUAACAAUAACAACUGCAAUACCAGCGACAGCAGCGGCGCUCCCCUCACAGGCCCGGAUAUGCCCGAUUUGGAAUUUUCUGUGGAUGCGACAACGCUGCCAGCCACAAGCACCACGCUGCCAGAGGACGCCCAAGAUGAGAGCACCACGCAAAACUUUUUCAAUGGCAGCGUCAGUCCGAUGCAUUUGUUGCGCGACUCCACAUCGAAUUCACGCUGGCUGGAGGAGAACAUCAAUGACUUCUCGCUGACCAGCCUGCUGGGACAUCUGGAUGACUUUGAUGCCACACGCGAUAUACUGGAUCCUUCAUCGAGCAUGUCGGUGAUCAGCGAGAGCAGCGUCGAUUAUCGUCACAAGUUUCAGGAAAUUUCGGCCCUGCUGCAGCAGCAGGAGAAGGAUUAACAUAUGUGUUUUGCUGUCAACCCGAGAACCCUGUGCGAGCCUCCUUGCGGACCACUAAAUCCACACAAUGUUGUCGCUCUUAAAUUCGAUUUGCAGAGUAUUCUUAUUAUUAUUUAUCAUUUUAUAUUUAAACGUGGUGCAACACACAAUAUUCAAUUCCAAAACAAAAAAUGAGAAAGAAACGAAAAUAUUACUCACCCAUUUUAAUACGGAUAUUAUUAAUGUUAAAUUAAACAUUUAAAGUUUUAUAUGUUUAACCAACCUUAACCUUCUUACCGCUGCACUAGGCCUUGUGAUGUUGAAUUUGUUCUUUUACUAUUUACAUUUUACUUUUAAGCAUACACAUGCUCGAUAUUUAUUUAAUAUAUAUAUAUAUGUACGCUAAGUAUUACAGAAUCUA
Messenger RNA from Drosophila montana, 3393 nucleotides. It is a transcript of the gene crm, whose product is annotated as cramped chromatin regulator. Gene Ontology annotation, biological process: pattern specification process. NCBI's taxonomy places the organism in Eukaryota, Metazoa, Arthropoda, Insecta, Diptera, Drosophilidae. Gene Ontology annotation, molecular function: chromatin binding. The record is from RefSeq and is a predicted model, not a curated record. The transcript is spliced from 7 exons. Gene Ontology annotation, cellular component: nucleus. The coding region runs from base 186 to 2993 and encodes 935 amino acids.